AUGUACAAGCAAAGUUUAUCACAAGUUAAAUGCGAGUCGGAAAUUAGCACAGCAACCUCAAAUCUCAGAAAUCCUGCUAAGCAGAAACUGGAUGAGCUUAAGCAGCAACUGGCGGAUGCGGAGAAAGCAGCCCGGAUGGAGGAAGAGGAGCAGAAACACCAGGAAGAGGAAUGGAAGUGGGACAGACCCUGCGCAUGGUGUGUCGACAAGGGUCGGAACUGCCUCUGGAAGGACGCAGAGAAGAAUGUCCUGUGCCAGAAGGACAAGGGUACUUGUCCUGGAAGGCCCGGAACUGUGAAGGUUCCUAAGGGCAAGAAGAGACAGCGUGCUGCCGGAUCUCCAUCUCUGAAGGGCAAGGGUAAGAGAUGCCAGAAGAGUCUGACUCUGGAUGUUGCGGAGGACAUGGAAUAUGACGACCAGGCUUGGGUGGCCACUGCCAAUAACAUUGUGGCAGAACUGGCUUGGACCAGCACACUCCUGGAAAGGAGCAUUGAGGCGGCAGAAGGCAGCAGGGCUGCAGCGGACCGGAUGAGUUCCGGACUUGAGGUGUUCCUUAGGCAACAGAGGGAGUUUCAGGCCCUUCUGUUUGGGAGGCUUGGAAAGGUGGAUGAGGUACAUCUGGAAGUGGCUCGGAUGAUGCUGGAAGUUGAGGAGGAGAAUGAGGAGAUGGGUAAGGCAUCCAGAAGUGAUGCAGGUGGAUCUGGAGAGGCGGAAGGGUCUAUGGAGAUGUAG
Messenger RNA from Suillus bovinus, 732 nucleotides. RefSeq lists its product as uncharacterized. The transcript has 4 exons. The record is from RefSeq and is a predicted model, not a curated record. NCBI's taxonomy places the organism in Eukaryota, Fungi, Basidiomycota, Agaricomycetes, Boletales, Suillaceae. Bases 1 to 732 code for a protein of 243 amino acids.